UAAUAAUUUGAUAAAUAUGAAUUAUCUAGUUUUUUUAUAAACAAGUAUUUGAGUACCCUGUGUUUUAGUAAGGAAGUUAUUAAACAUUUUAAAAAAAAUGUUGACAUUUAUUUUUCAUUAUGAAGUAUCAGCUUAUAAAAUGUUAAUUUUUCUGUCUAGAAUAAAAUUAGACAUCAACCAGUUUAAAAUAAUAUUCAAUUCUUUAAAUUUUGAUUUCAGAACAAAAAUGGAUUUUCACCUGAACAAUAUAAACACUAGAAUACCAUCGGAGGCAAACAUCCAAACCCAUCUGUUUAUCAAGGGAAACCAGACCUUCCUGAAGCUGAUGAAAUUAAAUGAUAAGAAAGAGAAGGCUAUCCCUAUCCUUUCUUUUAGUCCGCUAGUUUUUGUUCUAAUCUUCAAGAAAGAGUUUAAAAUUAAGAUACUGUUAGUCGCCUACAACGAGGAGGUUCUUGAAGAGGUUGAGGCGGAGGUUGUAGAGAGGACCGGGAUAGAUGUUAGUCUGGUCGAUCAUAUACUCUUUAUACUAAACAGGGAAUAUUCUCCGUGUGUUGGGUUCCAGGAUGAACAGGAAGUGAAUCCUGAUCUUACAAAUAUUCUUUUAGAAAAAUACAGGGAUCAACUUUACCUUCGGAGUCGACACUGUUCUAGGGUUCUGAUUCAAGAAGAUCAAAAUAUUUGUUCAGAGUGCCGUGAAGAACUUCAUAAUACCAGAACACAAGAGUUCAAUACAAGACAACAGAAGUUCAAUUCCAGACCACAGGAGUUCAAUACCAGACCACAAGAGUUCAAUGCCAGACCACAGGAGUUUAAUACCAGAACACAAGAUACUGAUACCAGACAUUCAAGUAUUAUUGAAGUAUCAGAAUCUAUCAAAGAAGAAAAAAGAGAAAACAGAUUUGAAAGUACCCUGCAUAUAGAAAAUAUCCGACCUAACCAGAAAUUAAACUUUCAAAAAAGUUCUAGAUUAGAUUGUCAAGAUGGUGAUCAUAUAACGCUAGAGGAAACAGAUGUUAAUACUAAUUCAGAGGUUUGGGAGGAUCAAGAAUAUUCUAAAGGUAAGUCAAAAAGAAUAUCAAGAUCAAAACUUCUCUCUGAAAACAACUCAGACCUGGAUAAUCAGAAACAGUUUGAUUUAACAUGUGAUAUUGAUGGCUGCCAGAUGAAGCUGCGCAAGGAAUCUCAACUUGCCGCGCAUGUUUACAAAAUUCACCCUGAUACCCAGCAUCCGAUCCGUGAUGCUUAUCUAAAAUGCCCCAACGAAGGAUGCUUUAAGGUGUUUCCAGUCCGAAGAUUGGUCACUCUGAACAACCAUGCCAAGAUUUGCCCAAAUCUCAUGAUAAAAUCUGCGAAGGAGUGUUCAAUAUGUCUGAAAACAUUUUCUAGUGUGCACAAUCUUAAAAAACACAUUUCAGGUGUUCAUUCUGCUCCAACCCUUCCUUGUCAUAUUUGUGGAGCUCUGCUGAAGGGAGAGAAACCACUGAGAGCUCAUAUUAAAUUAGUUCACGGUGAGACUCGGUUCUUCUGUCCUGAACCCGGGUGUGGAGUUGCAGCCAAGAACAAGGAUCAUAUCAAGGAUCAUGUUGCUGCGGUACAUCAACUCCAACCCAGAGAAAGUACGAGGUCCAUCAAAGGGUUCAUACAGGAGAAAAGCCCUACGCAUGCCCAAUCUGUUGCUCCGAGCAAUGAGUGUCCCAGGACGGAGACAAAGCUUGAGAUGAGACCGGGAGGUUUAAAUGAGUUUGGUGAAGAGUAUUUAGGAUUUAACAUUACUUGUAAACAGAUUUCAACAUUUAAACUCGAGGAGGAUCAAACCCAACCUAAGAUGCAAUAA
Eurytemora carolleeae is the source of this 1834-nucleotide messenger RNA. RefSeq lists its product as uncharacterized. The record is from RefSeq and is a predicted model, not a curated record. Gene Ontology annotation, biological process: regulation of transcription by RNA polymerase II. NCBI's taxonomy places the organism in Eukaryota, Metazoa, Arthropoda, Copepoda, Calanoida, Temoridae. Gene Ontology annotation, cellular component: nucleus. Gene Ontology annotation, molecular function: RNA polymerase II transcription regulatory region sequence-specific DNA binding; DNA-binding transcription factor activity, RNA polymerase II-specific. The coding region runs from base 98 to 1834 and encodes 578 amino acids. The transcript has 12 exons.